Messenger RNA from Trichomonas vaginalis G3, 1051 nucleotides. Its product is annotated as dedicator of cytokinesis DOCK family. The transcript has a single exon. The record is from RefSeq and is a predicted model, not a curated record. The annotation marks the transcript as partial. Lineage: Eukaryota; Parabasalia; Trichomonadida; Trichomonadidae.
AUGCAGAUUGUUUUCUCCGAUGGCAAACUUCAAUCAACAGCUCAAGACUUAAUUACAAUUAACAACUCACUUCUUGACUUGAUUUGCUUCUUAUUGACUAAGGAUAUUGAUUGCAAUUCCAUUACAGAGUCAUUGGGACUCUUCUUCUUCCAUAAUCUUUCAGAUCUUGGAAAUGAAGAAAUCGUACGAUUCGUUUACACAUUCCUUCGAACUAUAUCUAAGGUCAGACCCAUAAUUGCACAUCCAAUGUCUGCUACACGAGUUCAAUGGAUUUUCUUAUCUCCAUUAUCUCUUUCUAAGCACUUCUUGAUCAACAUGACUAACAACAUGAAACCAUUAUCAACGAACGCUAUGUAUUCUCCUUAUUCUAAACUUACAUCACAAUUUUUGUUGUCGACACAACAAUGUUUUGGCGGUCGUGAUCCCGACACAUUUGCACUUUGUGCAGGCUUUUUAGCUCGAUUGUUAUCUAACUUAGAUGAGAUUUGUUAUAGUAUUCGACAACGAAUCGCAUUUGCUUUAUUCCCUCUUAUUGAUUUAUGUUCUAAUCAUUUUGAAUCCCCAUUAUUUAUGUCUAACAAACGAAUGCAAAUUGCAUUGAUUCCAUUUGUUUUAUUCUUAAUCAAGAACAGUGAACAGAAGCAGUUAUUAUCAUUCUUCCAUUCAUUAUCUAUCUCAUUCAAGUGUCAUUUCAUUUCAUUCCUUAAAUUGACCGGAAAAAUCAUCAUUGACACAUUGGAUGUCAUCAAACCAACAUAUGAAUGUCCACAAAUUAACUUGAAUCUUCUUGAUUUGCUGACACAUAUUUACAUCAAAUUUUUGUUUGACGUCAAAUCAGAAUUAGGUGUUUGCAUGAACGAAGUCAUCCAGUUAAUUGAAGUUUUGUUGUGUCGAUACCAACCAACAGAUAACUACAAGUAUUUGUAUUUACUUUGUGAUUCAUUAUUCGAAUCAUAUCCAUUAGAACGUAAUUUCAUCAUCAUGUCUACUAAAUUAAUUAUGUACAAACAAGCAAAAUCACGUGCAUUGAGUACCGCAUUGAUUAUUAACA